AUGGCAACUCGAUCUUCAUCCUCAUUACGAAGUCGUAAUACUUCAUCAUCGGCUAAUACAAGUGGAUUGAAUCUUUCUCGUGCACAAGAAAAGGAACAAUUGGAAACUCUUAAUAAUCGUUUGGCUGUCUAUAUUGAUACUGUACGUCGUUUAGAACAAGAUAAUAGAGAAUUAAAGAAUAUCAUUGCAUCAUAUAGCGAUACAUAUGAAGUUGAAACAUCUAAAGUUAAACAAUUGUAUGAACGUGAACUUGAAGAUGCAAAAAAAUUAAUUGAAGAACUUGCAAGAGAAAAAUCACGUUUAGAAAUUAAUGGUGAAAAGUCGAAUGCUGAAUCACAAGAUGCUUUAGCUAAACUUGCUCGAAAAGAACGUGAAUUACGUUCUGUUGAAGGUCGUUUGAAACAAUAUGAAACAGAAAUUGGAGAUUUAAAAGCACGUAAUGAAGCACUUGGAUAUGAUGCUAAUCGAAAAACAGAUGAGAAUGUGACUUUACGUGGUGUUAAUAAUGAUCUUGAAAAACAAGUCAAUGCAUUAAAACGUCAACUUGAAGCUGAAACACUUCUUCGUAUUGAUCUUGAAAAUAAAAAUAAAACUUUACGUGAAGAACUUCAAUUUAAUGAACAAGUUCAUGAAACGGCUGUUGAAGAAAUUCGUAAACAAAGACAUUAUGAAGUAAAAUCAUAUGAUGAUGGUUUACGACAACAAUAUGAUGAUCGUUUAUUACAUGAAUUACAAGAAUUACGUAUGCAAACUGAACAAGAAAUGCAAGCUGUGCGUAAUGAAAUAGCUAGUCAAUAUGAAAAAAAAAUAGAAGAUUUACAAACAACAAUACGUCGUAAUGCUGAUCAAUUUGGUACAUAUCGUGGUGAUUUACUAUCAUAUCGUGAACGUAUGGAAGAUGCUACGAAAACUCGUGAUGCAUUAAAUGAUAAAGUCUUAACACUUGAACAACGUUGUCGUGAUUUGGAAGAUCGUCUUCAUCGUGUACAACAACGACAAGAUGAAUUAUUAGCUGAACGUGAUCAUGAUAUUGAACGUUUAAAACAACAAAUUGAACAAAUGCAAAUGGAUUAUCAAAAUUUACUUGAUAUUAAAAUUGGUCUUGAUCGAGAAAUUUCAACAUAUAGAAAAUUACUUGAAUCCGAAGAAGAACGACUUAAUAUAUCUGGUAAUGCAUCACGUAUGGAAGGAUCAAGUAUGACGACAUCAACAACAUUUGAUAGUAGUUCAUAUCCAUCACGUAAACGUCCACGUUAUGAACUUGAUGAUCAAUCAUCAAUAAAUACACAAUUACUUGAUGGUAUUAAUAUUGUUGAUGAUGAAAGUUCACAACCAAAAUUUGUUAAAUUAAUUAAUAAUUGUAAACAAGAUGUUUCUUUUAAUGGAUGGAUACUUAAACGAAAAGUUGGUUCACAAUCAUAUGAAUUUAAAUUUCCUAAAGGAAUGGUUCUUAAAGCUGGUGCUACAACGACAAUUUGGAGUUCGGAUGUUAAUGAUAUUUCGGUUGAUCCACCAACAAAUUUAAAAUUACGUACAACAAAAUGGUUUACAACUGGUAAUGAAAGUAAAAAAACAAUUUUGGAAGAUUCCGAAGGACGCGUUAUUGCUGAGAAGAUGAUUACUGUUAAAUAA
Messenger RNA from Rotaria sordida, 1632 nucleotides. The record is from the annotation of a GenBank genome assembly. Lineage: Eukaryota; Metazoa; Rotifera; Eurotatoria; Philodinida; Philodinidae.